Aspergillus saccharolyticus JOP 1030-1 is the source of this 756-nucleotide messenger RNA. RefSeq names its product A1pp-domain-containing protein. The transcript is spliced from 2 exons. The record is from RefSeq and is a predicted model, not a curated record. NCBI's taxonomy places the organism in Eukaryota, Fungi, Ascomycota, Eurotiomycetes, Eurotiales, Aspergillaceae. Bases 1 to 756 code for a protein of 251 amino acids.
AUGGUCAUGAUGCUGCAACGGGGGAUCACAUCCUUACUAUGCGACAUCACCACCCUCAGUAACCUCACCGUCAUCACAAACGCAGCCAACACCCGCAGGCUGGGCUGCUUCCAGCCCGCGCACCGCUGCAUCGACAACGUCAUUCACUCGCGUGCCGGUCCCCGUCUCCGAGAAGAAUGCUUCCGCCUCAUGGACAAUGGGAACCGCAACCUCCCGGUCAGUGACCCUGUGAUCACAGCGGGCUACUGUCUCCCAGCGCCGUACAUUAUCCAUACGGUCGGGCCGCAGCUCGACGCUGAUCAGUCCAGCCUGGGCCUUGCACAGCGCGCUCAGCUCGCCCAGUGUUAUCGCGCUGUGCUCGACCAGGUUGAAUCACUACCAAUUUCUGACGAGGAUGGCAAGACAGUCGCCCUGUGCAGCAUCUCAAUCGGGCUCUUCGCGUUUCCCGUUGACGAAGCUGCAACUCUGGCUGUUGAGGCUGUCAUCGCUGGUUGCGCCAGCAUCCAGAAAUGGGCAUCACGAACAUCAUCUUCGAUACCUUCCGCGAGGAGGACACGGUCGCUUACGCGCGACUACUCUCCCCUUUACCUUUGCCCUCAAUUCAGCACCGCGGCUGACCGGGGGCCUCCAUUGACGAAGCACGCAUCUGGUCCGGCGAAGCAGACACCGUCCUCCUCAGCUGUGGCGCGGGCCUCUCCGCCGCCACGGGACGGGACUAUACCUCCACCACCCUCUUCGCGCGACAUGGGGUCAUGA